Molecule: messenger RNA, 2028 nt
Organism: Neltuma alba
Lineage: Eukaryota; Viridiplantae; Streptophyta; Magnoliopsida; Fabales; Fabaceae
Product: probable transcription factor KAN2
Exons: 6
Coding region: 257-1504 (415 amino acids)
Biological process (GO): abaxial cell fate specification; regulation of DNA-templated transcription
Cellular component (GO): nucleus
Molecular function (GO): transcription cis-regulatory region binding
Source: RefSeq, a predicted model, not a curated record
AUUUACUUCACACCUUGUCAUUUCUUCUCUCUCUAUCUCUACCUCUUACGCCUUCUUCUUCCUCCCUCUCUCUCUUCGCCGUCUUCCCCCUCAUCAUCCUCCUCCUCAAAUCUCCCCCUUCCCCUCUGCAACCGCUCCUUCAAAACUCCAUUAAAAUCCCCACCCUCAAUCUCUUCACUUUUACAUAAGGAAGAGGGGGACAAGAGGGAGAAAUUAAAGGUGAAGGAAAGAAUUGGUGUAAGAAGAGUGUGUUUAGAUGGAGCUAUUCCCUGCACAGCCAGAUUUGUCUCUGCAAAUCAGCCCUCCAAACAGCAAACCCGGUAGUUCAAAUUGGAGGAGAGAUGGUGGCGACGUGGAUUUGGGGUUCUGGAAGAGAGCUUUGGACUCCACAAACUCAUCACUCUCAUUCUCAUCAAUGCCCAAAUCCAAAUCUUCCUGUGAUAAUAAUCUCAUUCAUCAUCAUCACCACCAUGCUCAUAACUCCUUCGACCUCUCUCUCUCCUCCUCCAAUAGUACUAAUACUACAUCCACAAGACCACCCCCUCCUUCUUCCUCGUCUUCUUCUUCUUCUUCUUCACUCUGCAACAACACCAACUCUAACCUCACUAACAUCCACCGCCACCGUCAUUUACUCCAAAACGGCAACAAUAAUGCCAAUCCCUUGCCGUCGUCGUCGUUUCACUACUCCCACAACCACCACCAGAGUCUGGGCUUUCUCAGGCCCAUCAGAGGAAUCCCUCUCUACCAAAACCCCCCUCCUCCUCCUCCUUCUAAUAUUCCCUUUGGUGCUCUUAUUGAUGCUAAUAAUUAUCCCACGCUUACUCCUGCUACCACUGUUCCUCCUCCUCCUCCUCCUUCGACAACCUCGUCGAGCCCUUUUCAAUCUCACCACCAAGGUUUGAUGAGGUCUAGGUUGUUGUCUCGUUUCCCUGCUAAGCGCAGCAUGAGAGCUCCUCGGAUGCGUUGGACUACAACCCUCCAUGCUCGCUUUGUCCAUGCCGUUGAGCUUCUCGGUGGCCAUGAAAGGGCAACACCAAAGUCAGUUCUUGAGCUAAUGGAUGUGAAGGAUCUCACUUUAGCUCAUGUUAAAUCUCAUCUACAGAUGUACCGAACGGUGAAAACCACAGAUAAAGCCGCUGCUUCCUCGGGGCAAUCUGAUGUAUAUGAUAAUGGAUCAUCUGGAGAUAAUUCUGAAGAUUUCAUGUUUGAUAUGAACAAUUCAAGAAGUUCUGAUCUGUCUACCAAGCAAGCAAAAGAAAGUGCUAAUCGUGAUAAAGAACAUCGCGGCCUUUGGAGCAACUCUUCCAGGGAAGCUUGGUUGCAUGGGAAGCCAAAGCUGGAUUACUGUGCAGGAAACUUGAGUUCUUUUGAGAAGGAAAUGGAUCCAGCAAAAUGCCUAAGUUACGAGAGAGUAUCAGAUGGAAGUGCAUCGUCAGAUCUUUCAGGAACAAGCCCCAAGAAACCAAAUUUGGAUCUGGAGUUUAGCUUAGGGCAGCCACUUUGAGAUCAUAUCUCUCUUUUUGUUGAGUAAUAUAAUAAUGUGCAUGGAAGAGUUAAUCAAUUAGGGCUCUGGAAUGAGAGAAUCGGUACUUGCUGAGAGAAAACGAGAGAGAAAAAGAAAACAAAAAGAAUACACACAGAGAGAGAGAGAGAGAGAGAGAGAGAGGAAAAAAGAAAAGUAAAAGGGGCUAGGGAAAGACAAGGAGACAAGAAAGACAGAAAGCAGCAAAAGGAGAAGGAGGUGGGGGAAAAAAGCUUGUCCUUCCUAUCAAGUUCUUGUGAUGAGAUCCGUCCAAAUCAAUAUCACAAUCUUAUAUAUUUCAUGGUAAAUAUAUCGUUAAAAUUAUAUCUAAUUGAUUUGUAUGUUUUUGCAAUCUUUUAGAGAGGGAGAAGGAAAGAAAGAGACAAAAGAGAGAGAAAAGAGAGCAAGUGCUUUGGCUACCUUAAAGUAUGAAGUGAUCCUUGGCAAUAUUGUAAUGGACCACUUUUACAUUUUAUCAAUAUAUUUUCCAUCUUGUUUCUCUACCA